AUGACCACCUCAAACCCACCCAAGCUCCAGGACCUUGCAAUCCAGAAUCUGCUACACAAUGAGGUCUCUGCCAUUGACUCUCUGCAGUGGUUGCCUAGACAACUCUUCCCACCACUGUUCAAGGCAGCCAUUGCCAGAAGAUGCAGCCAGACACUGAAGGCCAUGGUGGGCACCUGGCCCUUCUCUUGCCUUCCUUUGGGGGCUCUGAUGGCCCAUAGGCAGCCUGACCUGUACAUCCUACAGGUUACACUGGAUGGCCUCGAUGCCCUGUUGGCACAGAAGAUUCGGCCAUGCAGAUGCAAGCUCCAAGUCCUGGACUUACGAAAAAACAAUAAGAUCACCUUAGAGGACCUGGGGUAUGGAAUAUGGGCCAGGGACUGUGUGCGCUCGUCACAGGAACCAGAAGACACCCAACACCCUAGGAAGAAGCAAAAAGUAGAAUGUUCAAGGAUUGAGGAGCAGCUCUUGGGCCCCUUGCAAGUGAUGAUAGAACUGAGAGUUGCACAGUCUGGCCUGGAUGAGUCCUUGAACUUACUCAUUGACAGGGUUGAGCAGAGCAAAGGGCUGUUGCAACUGUGCUGUACCAAGUUAAGUUUUGAGACCAGGCUGCCCCAAUUUGAACUGACUGACAAGAUCCUCAAGUUAGUGCGGCUGGACUGUGUCCAGGAGCUAAUAGUAAGGGGUACCUGGGACCGGUCCACCAUGGCCAGCUUUGUUUUGUACUUGGGCCAGAUGGUGAAUCUGAGAAUUCUCCUUCUCUUUGAAGUAUCCGUAUAUUUCAGGUAUUCCCAGACACAGGCCCAAGAUCAGGAGAACCUGCUUGUCCAAUUCACCUCUCAGUUCCUACGACUGCACCAGCUCAAGAAACUCUAUCUGGAAGCUGUCAGCUUCUUGAAAGACAACCUGGGCAAGGUGCUCAGGAACCUGCAGACAUCCUUGGAGGCCCUCUGUAUAACUGACUGCUCCAUUUCCAACGUGGACUUGGUAUGCCUCUCCUUGUGCCCUAACACCAGCCACCUAAGAUCCCUGAAUUUGAGUCAUGUCAUCCUAUCUGACUUAAAUAUGUACUUCCUCAAAGUCUUGCUAGAGAAAACUUCAGACACCCUUCUUUUCCUAGAUAUGUAUGGCUGUAGGCUCACAGAUUCCCAGGUCAUCUGCCUCCUGCCUGCCCUGAGACACUGCACCCAACUCCUCAGAUUGAGAUUCUCUGGAAGCCCCGUCUCCAUGGCUGUCCUGGAGGUACUGCUGAGGGACAUGGUCCCACUGUGCAAGUUCCUCUUCCUGGAGUUUCCAGUCCCUGAGGAAUGUUAUUUGGACAACCCACCCGUGCUCCAUGAACAUAAUCUUGAUAUGUAUAUCGACAGGAUAAGGUUCUUAAUGCAUGAGUUCGGCCAGUAUCCCACCUCCAUAACUACUGACAAUGACUUCGAUUUCGGUUGUGACUCAAUUGCUGUCAUGUUUGACAACUGA
Echinops telfairi (small Madagascar hedgehog) is the source of this 1470-nucleotide messenger RNA. Its product is annotated as melanoma antigen preferentially expressed in tumors-like. The record is from RefSeq and is a predicted model, not a curated record. Gene Ontology annotation, biological process: negative regulation of DNA-templated transcription; negative regulation of cell differentiation; positive regulation of cell population proliferation. NCBI's taxonomy places the organism in Eukaryota, Metazoa, Chordata, Mammalia, Afrosoricida, Tenrecidae. The coding region runs from base 1 to 1470 and encodes 489 amino acids. The transcript has a single exon. Gene Ontology annotation, cellular component: cytoplasm.